Prorocentrum cordatum is the source of this 1154-nucleotide messenger RNA. Lineage: Eukaryota; Dinophyceae; Prorocentrales; Prorocentraceae. The record is from the annotation of a GenBank genome assembly.
GCGGAGUUGCCAGCAGCCAUUGCCAUGCUAAAGAGGCAGGCGGACCACCCCAACACCAUCACGAUGGUCGAGCGGCUGCUGCUGGUACGGCCACGAGUGGUGUGGCAGCCACCUCAGGACGAGAUCCUGUCCUCUGUCAAGUGGUUGCUGGGGAAUGGUUCUAUGCCCUUUCACAACGAUGAGCUGUUCACUGACGGCUCGGCUUUCGACCUGAACAUCGAUUACGGCAUGGCCCGCUGUGCGGUGGUGCAGAUUCCACUAGGGCCUGGAUGGUAUUACCCUGGUCCGAAGUGCGCCAUUCGCGCCCUGGGUUCGCCAUUGAUGGGGAUGCACCAAUCCGUAGAAGGUGCUGAUCUCCUCGCCGUGCUCAUUCUUCUUCGUCACAGCUUGGCGCCCAUCACGGUGCGGAUUGAGGCCAGUUAUGUGGUUGACGGCCUCCUGGUGCGUGGGCCUGAGGGUACUUGUGGUGCUUCCCACAGCUGGGCGCUCCUGUGGCGGAUGGUGUGGCGUGCCAUCGAAGAUUUCGGUGGGCUCGGUCCUGACGGGCUCACUGUGCUCAAAGCCGACGAGUGGGCCAAGCACGCCACUCGUCCGUACGCAUUGGGCGAAGCUGACAGGACCAAGAUCAGGCGCUCGCACUUGCUGGUGGACGGCGUUGUGGCCUGGGUGUCCUGUGCUGGUGCCCCUGCGUCAGCCGCCCGUGACGACAUUGACACUAAUGUGGUUAUCAAGCUGCCGCCGAAGGUUCGUCUCAGCCUCACGGAGCACGACUUCGUGGUCGAGGCGAGCUGCUGGCAGUGCUCAAGGUGUGGACGGUACGCUGCCACCGAGCAUUCCAAGCGGAAGCUGUUCAGCCUGUCCUGCAUUCCACGGCCUGUGUCGAGUGCCCCGCGCUCGGCCGACACGUCAGGCAUGAAACGACCUGCAGCUGCGGCGGGGCUUGCGGCGACCGCCGCCGUUGCUGCGGCUGCUUCAGCUGCUUCGCAGUUCGGCGGCAGUACGGCUGCUCCAGCUGCUAGCGCUGGAGACGACGGUGCUGCUCGGCGCGAUAGUGAUGAUCAGCAGGCGUCAGCAGCGGCGUCGAGUGAUGCAGGCGCGGAGUCUGGGGCCCCAACGGACAUGGCGAGGGGCCACGACAUCCGCAUCACCAACGG